Messenger RNA from Girardinichthys multiradiatus, 1625 nucleotides. RefSeq names its product B-cell receptor CD22-like. Lineage: Eukaryota; Metazoa; Chordata; Actinopteri; Cyprinodontiformes; Goodeidae. The record is from RefSeq and is a predicted model, not a curated record. The transcript is spliced from 8 exons. Bases 1 to 1404 code for a protein of 467 amino acids.
AUGAAGAAGCAGGUGGCGGACGUACAGAUAAAGGAGGACUAUCAGAAUCUCAUGGCAGCUCUGUCUGAGAACGUGUUGACAGUCAACAUGUUACUGAGUGUCUUCUUUCUUCUAGGUAUUUAUGCUAAUAGUUGUGGUUGGAGAACACCGCUCGUCUUCCUUACUACACCAAAGCCAACUGCAGCACUGAGCGGAUCUUGCUUGAACGUCCCAUGUAGCUUCACAGCUGCAAGAGGAGACAUAGAUUUUGACAGUAGUAAAGAAACCCGUGGAGCCUGGAUUAAAGAUAGAAAUGAUAUUUAUAACAUCAAUAAAGGAGUUCAAACAAAUUUAGUAAAUAUUACUGGAAACCUGAGUCAGAAAAAUUGCACCUCUCUGUUUUCUGAUAUAAAAACAAGGCAAGCAGGCGAAUACUUCCUCAGAAUCGAGAAUGGUGACUACAAGGGAACAGCUUGUUCUGAUCUGCUUCAGAUAACAGUUGAAGAUUCUCCUUGGAGUCCCAGCAUUAACAUCUCUGGUGGUGAUCUGAAGGAGCAUCAGUCUGUCACUAUAACCUGCUCAGCUUUGACUCCCUGUCCACACUCACCUCCUGAACUCACCUGGAAUCUCCAACAAGACUCUCACAGACAAACAGAGAAAAACACAGAUGGAACCUUUACAACUAAAAUCCAGGAGAACAUCACUCUGUCAGACACACAUGAUGGAUACAACAUCAGAUGUUCUGCCCGAUAUCCUGUGAAUGGAGGAAACAAGACAGCAGAGACAGCAGUGACUCUCAGUGUUUCAUAUGCUCCUAGAAAAACCUCAGCAUCCAUCCGUCCAUCAGGUUUGGUGUCAGCAGGUAGCUGGGUGAAGCUGAACUGCUCCAGCAGAGCCAAGCCUCCUGCCAGCUUCACCUGGUUCAGGAACAGCAAACAUGGAGCCAUUAAUGUAUCUGUGGGGCAGGUUUACAGCUUCAAUGUUACUGAGGGAGGAGAGUUUUACUGUGUGGCUACAAAUGAUCUGGGUCAACAGAGAUCAUCAGUGAUCCAUCUUAGGUUUGAAGGUUUAUUGACUGGACAUCUUUCAUGGUUGCUAAUUGCAGUAGCAAUUGGGAUCUGUCUGCUCAUCUGCCUAGUUGUUUAUGUUAGGUGUUUCAAGUCCAAGCAGCCAACUCCUCAACAGACUCAGACUCCAACGGGUGAGGAGGCUACUGUUCAAACACCAUCCGAGGCAGAGGAAGAACUCCAUUAUGGAGAAGUGGCUUUCUUCAAAAGGAAACCUAAAGCUUCCUCCAUCUCAGUGGAGAACAGCAAAGAGGAGGAGACAAUUUACACACACGUCAAAGUAUCCAAAUCAACAAAAUGUUCAACACAGAGUGCUGACAGUCCAGAGGAUCUUUAUGCUCAAGUGAAGAAAAAAUAACUUUGCCACAAACGUUCAGUUUUGCUUAUACAAGAUAUCACUUGAAGUGCCACGUAACCUUUCUUAGAAGCCAUUAAUAUUCAUCACGUAUUAUAUUAUCAUGAUUAAAAUGUGCUAUCUUUGUGUUGUUAGUUUCCUGUUCUGGGUUAUUUUUCGUGUCGUGACUUUGUGUGUGUCACACCUUGCAUGAUAUUGUUGCUGGAAGUAAACAUAUUCUUUUC